GUGGUUGACUGGAGCAAUAUGACCCAGAUUCCAGCUCAGAUUGUUUAUAAAGUAUUGUUAAUAGGUGACACAAGAGUUGGAAAAUCCUGUUUGUUGAAGUAUGAGAAUCCUCCUAUACCAUACACCCCUAACCUUGGAAUUGACUUGAGUUUAAAGAGAAUCAAUCUCAAGAAUGAACAAGAGGUCUUGCUCCAGUGCUGGGAUCUUGCUGGGGCAGAGACAUUCCGUUCAAUCCAGUACACAUACUUCAGUCGAUGUAAAGCUUGCUUGGUUAUGUUUGAUGUGACAUCACUGAGUUCAUUCAAUAACGUAACGGGAUGGAUUAAGAAGAUAAGUGACUAUGGAGACCAAUCUAAUCCAUUGCUUUAUCUGGUUGGUUCUAAAAUUGAUCUACAAGAUGAGAGGGUGAUCAGUAGUGAGAGAGCUGGGAUCUUUGCAGACCAGUUGGGUCUAAGGUAUAUUGAAGUCAGCAGUUUUAAGAAGCAUAACGUUAAAUUGAUUUGGCAAUUAGUUGCUGAAGAAAUCUUUAACAGAGAAGAACAUUGAUUUCAAAUUUGCAUUUUUAAGAUUUUGAAAAUGUAUUAAAAAAUUAUUUUUAGAAACCAGAUAUAGACUUAAAAUAGUCUAACAAUUGCAUAUUUGCAAAACUAUAAAUGUUUAGAAUCCUUUUUCUACUAUGUAUUAUAAUAAUGAUAAUUUUUACGUGUACACUGCCAUCACUCUUGGUCAGUUUUAUACUUCAUAUGCAGUCGGUAGAUCUGGUGCUACA
Amphimedon queenslandica is the source of this 769-nucleotide messenger RNA. RefSeq names its product ras-like GTP-binding protein RYL1. The coding region runs from base 19 to 546 and encodes 175 amino acids. Gene Ontology annotation, molecular function: GTPase activity; GTP binding. NCBI's taxonomy places the organism in Eukaryota, Metazoa, Porifera, Demospongiae, Haplosclerida, Niphatidae. The record is from RefSeq and is a predicted model, not a curated record. The transcript has a single exon.